AUGGCAGAUUUUGAGACACUAGUAAGGCAGGCAGAGGCCCUAGGACUCUCAGGUGAUGCUCUAUACGAUUAUGUGAGUAAACAGCAAAAUAUCUUCAGGGAAGAAAGAACUAAAGAGCGGGAGUUACAAAAGUUACAUAUAGAAGCUGAAAACCAGAAGGUACGUCUCGCUCAUGAACUUGAAAUGACGAAAAUCCGUGCCAAUAAUAAUGCCUCCAUCACCCCAGUGUUCAGUGAUGAUACUGUGAGACCUAGCUUACCUGUGUUUCAUGAUAGUGAAGAUAUUUCUUUGUAUUUGAUAAGGUUUGAAAGAGUGGCUGAUCUUUUGAAUAUAAAGAAGGAAAGUUAUGCCGUGAGGUUAGGCAGCCUUUUAACAGGAAAGGCAGUAGAUGUAUAUACAAGUUUAUCGCCUGAGAUAACUAAAGAUUAUGAGCUAUUGAAGAAAUGUCUUCUUGAUAGUUUUGCUAAAACUCCAGAUAGUUAUAGAGUGGACUUCCGCUCUGCUAAAAUUAAACCUGGUGAAACAUUUAAACAAUUUGUAAUUAAGUUAGGACGGAUGUUCGAUUUAUGGGUGGAUGCCAGUGACGUAGAGAAAUCUUAUGAAAAUUUACGUUCUUUUAUGAUAUUAGACCAGCUAAAGUCUUGCGUUUCCCCAGAUAUUCGCAUGUUUCUGAAAGAGCAUAACGUCUCUACUCUUGAUGAAGCAGCGCGGUUUGCAGACACUUGGGCUUCCGCUCAUGGAUCUUACCCGAAAUCGAACACCUGUCUUCAUAGAGGUAAGAGGAUGGUUCAGACCAAACAGUUGGUUCCAGAGGAAGCUGAGGUGAAAGCCCCAAGACCUAAAAUAACAUGUCAUGGUUGCGGUGAAGUCGGGCACAUCAAACCACGUUGCCCUAAAAACCCUUUUGCUUUCAAGCAACAAUCUAGUUAUACCGUCAACUUUUCUUUUGAUGACAACUCGCCUCGCAAAUUCUUAACUUCUGGCACUAUCAAUGGUUCUUGGGUCUCAACUAUCCUCCGAGAUUCUGGCUGUUCUUGCGUUGUUGUUGCUGAACAGUUACUCCCAGAUGUUGAUCUAACAUCAUGUCAUUGGACUAGAGUUUCUGAUUAUCUAGGGCGUACAGACACUUUUCCUCUGGUCAAAUGUUUCAUUCGAUGCCCAUAUUAUGUUGGAUGGGUUAAAGCUGUAAGGGCGCCAAUUAAAUUUUGCUCUGUAUUAAUUGGGAAUAUUCCAGGUGUAAGAGAUCAUAAUAACCCUGAUGCUAUUACUGGUAAAUCUAUCAGUUCAGCUGUGUCUGACCAUGUUGUGACUAUACCGCGUACUGUAUCUGUUGCAAAAACGACUAAUGUUACUGAUGAAUAUGUUCAAGCAGUUGAAACUAGAUCAGAUAAAAUUAAGAGAGUCCAUCCUUUAGUAUUACCGAAGUUAGAACCUCUUAAUAUCACACAUUCUGAAUUCGUCAAACUCCAGUCAUCUUGUCCAUCUUUGUCAGGUAUCCGGUGCAAGGGUAAUGCUGGGGAAACGGAAAAUAUGCGUGAUGGCUCUUUGUACAAGUAUGAGGUAAUUAACAGUUUGAUCUACCGUUCCUGUGUGAAUUCCAGAUUCCGUGAAAGGGUUGGUAAAUCCUCUCUGGUUGUACCUGCAGACUGCCGGAAGAUAAUUCUCAGUCUGGCGCAUGAAAGUCCACUUGCAGGCCAUUUCUCGCACCGCAAAACAGAAAUUAAGGUAAGGGAACAAUUUUAUUGGCCUGGAAUGGGUGCUGAUAUCAAAGACUACUGCAGAUCUUGUGAGAAAUGCCAGAGAAUGUCCAGUAAAGGUAAAAUAAAGCCAGCCCCAUUGCAGCCAAUACCUAUUGUGACUGAACCUUUUUCUCGCGUCGCGAUUGACAUUGUUGGACCAUUAACUCCUGCAUCUUCCCAAGGUCAUAAAUACAUCUUAACGUUAAUAGAUUUUGCCACCGGGUUCCCUGAUGCUCUCCCGUUAAAAGACAUUGAUUCGGUGUCUGUAGCUGAGGCUUUACUAGUGAUUUUCUCUCGGGUAGGCAUUCCUAGGGAGAUACUCUCAGACAGAGGCACACAGUUUACUUCCAAAUUAAUGGGUGAACUCCACAAGUUACUCGGUAUAAAGCCACUUUUCACAACUCCAUACCACCCAAGUUGUAACGGUAGGAUAGAAAGAUUCCACAGUACACUGAAGGCUUCCUUGAGGAAGUUGUGUAUAGAAAAACCAAAGGAGUGGCAUCGGUAUCUCAUACCUACUCUUUUCGCUUUGAGGGAAAUUCCGAGCGACCGUACAGCGUUUUCCCCUUUUGAGCUGCUUUAUGGUCGUACCGUGAGAGGGCCACUGUCAGUCCUGAGAGAUUUAUGGGAAAAUCCUAAUGUAAAUGAGGACCAGCGUUCUACGUAUCAGUAUGUUAUCGAAUUAAAAGAUAAAUUGGCUGACUGCGCCAAAAUUGCUGCUCAGAAUGCCGACAUCAGCUCAUCCAGAUAUCGCUCAUACUUCGAUCUAAAGUCACAGAAGAGACAUUUUAAGAAAGGUGAUGAGGUCUUAGUUUUACUUCCUGAUCGUACAAACAAAUUAUUGAUGGCCUGGAGGGGUCCAUUCCCUGUUCUUGAACAAAAGAACAAAGUAAAUUACUUAAUUGAUGAGAAGGGCACUCUCAAGCUUUAUCAUGUUAACCUACUUAAGAAAUAUUACCGUAGAAGCAAUGUAAGUAGAACACAUGCGUUAGAUGAAGUAACUGAUGUUGUAAAUAAUGUUCUUGAACCUUUCCAGACAGUCCAUAUGUGCUUAGUGGAAGAUGAUUCUGGGGGAAUGGAUGAACUACCUCUGACUACAGAUGGUAAAGUAGAUUCCGAUAAAAGUUCGGACUUAAAUUAUCAAAAUUUAUCUCCAGAUCUGAGUUCUCAGCAGAAAGCAGAUAUUCAAACUUUAAUUGAUUCUUGGACAGAUAUAUUUUCUGAUAUACCAGGGUGCACUUCAUUAAUUAAGCAUAAUAUUGAAUUAACUUCUACUGAGAUUAUAAGAGCUAAAAGAUACCCGAUACCCGUCCAUCUCCAGUCUCACUUCAGAGAAGAAGUAGAUCAUUUAUAUGAACAAGGCAUUAUAAGACUGUCCUCUUCACCCUAUUGUUCUCCAGUAGUAAUGGUUAAGAAAGCCGAUGGGACAUACCGCAUGGCUAUUGAUUUUCGUGCAAUUAAUUCGAUCACUGUAUUUCACGCUGAACCAUCCUGCACUGUGGAGGAAGAAUUGUUUAAGUUUGCAGGAGCACAAUUCUUUUCAGAAAUAGACUUGACGAAAGCAUAUUAUCAGAUUCCACUUUCAGAGAGUGCUAUGCCUUUAACAUCUUUUCCUACCCACAGAGGCCUGAUGGAAUUCACGAGACUCCCCUUUGGCUUAGUGACAGCAGGUGCUACGUAUAUUCGACUCAUGAGAUUGGUAUUAACUGGACUGAGUAACAUUGCCUUUUAUUUUGACAAUAUUUUCAUAUAUGGUAGUACAUGGAAAGACCAUAUGAAAGCAUUAGUAAAUGUCUUGGAACGUUUAAGAAAGUACAACUUGACAGCCAGAUUGUCAAAAUAUAUGCUCAGAAAGAAUGUUCGAGAACCUUUAGUUUGGAGUAAUGAGAAUGAAAGUAAAUUGGAUCAGCUUAAGCAAUAUAUGACCACUAAACCCAUCCUGAAAUUACCGGAUAUUAACCUUCCCUUUGCCCUCAGAACUGAUGCAUCUAACUAUGGUGUUGGUGCAGUGUUACUGCAGUAUGUUGAGGAUGAUCCUUAUCCCGUGGCAUACGCAAGCAGGAAGUUGCUCGAACGGGAGAGACGUUAUUCAACGGUGGAAAGAGAAUGUCUAGCCAUAGUAUUCGGUGUUACGAGAUUCCAGUACUAUCUUACAGGGAAAGAGUUCAUAUUAGAAGUAGAUCAUAAACCGUUAAUUUAUAUGAACAGUGCCAAGUCUAGCAACAACAGAGUUGUCCGUUGGUCCUUGUGUUUACAGUCCUACAGAUUUCGUAUAGUUCAUAUUGCGGGGACCUACUGCUGUCAAGGGCCGGACAGGAGGGGCUCCUCCAAAAUUUCCGUUAUAUAUCCAGCUCUGCCUAUCGUGAUCGGAGAGACAAUGGAAGCAUGA
Molecule: messenger RNA, 4128 nt
Organism: Penaeus chinensis
Lineage: Eukaryota; Metazoa; Arthropoda; Malacostraca; Decapoda; Penaeidae
Exons: 3
Coding region: 1-4128 (1375 amino acids)
Biological process (GO): DNA integration
Molecular function (GO): zinc ion binding; nucleic acid binding
Source: RefSeq, a predicted model, not a curated record